GGAAGACAAGCUUUGGAGUUAGACGAAGGUUUAGGACACAGCCGAUAGCUCAGCAAUGGCUCCCAGUUUGGGACACGCGGGCGAGUUUGAGCGAGCACGGAGGUGUGGCCGACUUCCUUGGGAUGAGAAACGCUUCAUUUCCCGCCACUGUAGCUGGUGCUGGAGGGAAUGGCAUGUGUGGAGCAGGGCACCUAUCUUCGUUUCUUGAGACCCUGAUGUCUGACAAGAAUCCGAGUCUUCAUUGCUGACGAACAGAAAGUGUCCAGAUGGGACCUCUGUUACACGUUGUUUUUGCUUCUUGAAGAAACUCAUUGUGCUGCCUGACUGGUCAUGACGGGAAGCCUAUCCUCCCUUUGCUGUACUCCUGUUUACCAUCAGAAAUGAGCCGUCAGACUGCUACAGCACUGCCUACUGGUACUUCAAAGUGUACACCAUCCCAGAGGGUGCCUGCGCUGACUGGCACAACUGCAUCCAACAAUGACUUGGCGAGUCUUUUUGAGUGUCCAGUCUGCUUUGACUAUGUGUUACCACCCAUUCUUCAGUGUCAGAGUGGCCAUCUUGUUUGUAGCAACUGUCGUCCAAAGCUCACAUGCUGUCCAACUUGCCGGGGCCCAUUGGGAUCCAUUCGCAACUUGGCUAUGGAGAAAGUGGCCAAUUCAGUACUCUUCCCUUGUAAAUAUGCCUCUUCUGGAUGUGAAAUAACUCUGCCUCACACAGAAAAAGCAGACCACGAAGAACUCUGUGAGUUUAGGCCUUAUUCCUGUCCGUGCCCUGGUGCUUCCUGUAAAUGGCAAGGUUCUUUGGAUGCUGUCAUGCCCCAUCUGAUGCAUCAGCAUAAGUCCAUUACAACUCUACAGGGAGAGGAUAUAGUUUUCCUUGCCACAGACAUUAAUCUUCCUGGUGCUGUUGACUGGGUGAUGAUGCAGUCCUGUUUUGGCUUUCACUUCAUGUUAGUCUUGGAGAAACAGGAAAAAUAUGAUGGCCACCAGCAGUUCUUCGCAAUUGUACAGCUGAUAGGAACACGCAAGCAAGCAGAAAAUUUUGCUUAUCGACUUGAGCUAAAUGGUCAUAGGCGGCGAUUGACUUGGGAAGCGACUCCUCGAUCUAUUCACGAGGGCAUUGCAACAGCCAUUAUGAAUAGUGACUGCCUAGUCUUUGACACCAGCAUUGCACAGCUUUUUGCAGAAAAUGGCAACUUAGGCAUUAAUGUAACUAUUUCCAUGUGUUGAAAUGACAGUCAAACAUUUUAAACAUUCUGGCCAGUGUUUAAAACCAUUGCAUUCAGUUAUGACAGAGAAUAAGGCACCGAGCAGCCUGCCAGCCUGAAACUGUUUUGGUAGGUGGAAGCUAGAUACAUGAAGGUAAAUAAAAGAGGUAGGCUAUUAAUUACAGGAAACAGUUGCAUGUAGUAAUGCUAAUAUAUUUAAAAAUAAGUCAACAGUAAACCACUGAAAAACAAAAUAUAUAUAUAUAUACUCCCAAAAUGGGCAUCUUUUGUAUUAAGAAAGUUGAUUCUGCAGGAAGCAUUGUAAAAUAAUUCUGAAUUUGUGUUUGUUGUAGAUUGAUUGUACUGUUGGAAAACUUAAAAAAAAUUUUUUUUGAUGUGUGCGCGUGCAUGUGUGUAUGUGUGUUUUUUUCUCUCCUUUUAACUGACAAGCCAUGUGGAGUGGUCGUGGACCACUGCUUUCCGAGCCCUUUGUGAGUCACUACAUAGUGCUGCUGGUUUUGUUUUGUUUUUUUGGGGGGGCCUGUUUGUUAAUUUUUAUUAAUUUUAGUUUUUCAUUAAAUAAAUUUGACUUUUCUGUAAUUCAGGUUUUUUCCCCUCACUUUUGUACCUUUUAAAAGUUAGUGUCUUUUUGAUAUGCAUAAUUGUUUAUGGUGAAGUUUCUACAUAUGUGUUUGAUUCUUUUCCCCAUUAAUCAGUUCAUUAGAAAUACUUUAAAUUUAGCUAUUUUAUGAAGACUUCAGAAAGGAAAUAUAACAUUGGAAGAACUAUCAAAAGCUAUUUAAAGCAGCUGUAAAAUAGUUUCAGUCUCUUUUUCAUUUGAGUCAUACCUUCAAAUUUAUGAUUUGAAAGGGUAGGGAAUGAAUUGAUUUUUAAAAAAAGAUGGAAAAAAAUCAGCUGUCUCCCCACCCCUCACAAGUAUCUUGGCUAAAUCAUAAAUUUAAAAUUUGUUCUUCUAUUUAUUGGUUUUGCAAAGAAGGCAUCGUCUUACACAGUAUUUGUAAUUAAAAGCAAAUAAUUUGUUUAAAAAGACAGUUUGCAAAAAAAGUUUUUGUCUUUUAUAAUUCUCAUUAAAAGAAUAUCUGGCAAAUUAAAAACUCAAUGUGUCUGCUUUAAUUCUAAGUUUGAUGAAAAUCCAAAGUUAUUUUCCUUUUCCAUUCUGUACCCUGACCAUAUCGCAGAAAGUAACGCACCAUUCUCUUGGAGAGAGAUUCUAAAGCUCAAGCAUGUGCUAAGACCGGUGGUUGGAUCUCAGUCAUCUUUGUUUCUUUUUUCCCCACCAACUCUUUAUUAGAAUGUCUAAUUAAAAUGCUGUCUGUCUGUC
Messenger RNA from Echinops telfairi (small Madagascar hedgehog), 2549 nucleotides. It is a transcript of the gene SIAH1, whose product is annotated as siah E3 ubiquitin protein ligase 1. Gene Ontology annotation, biological process: proteasome-mediated ubiquitin-dependent protein catabolic process; multicellular organism development. NCBI's taxonomy places the organism in Eukaryota, Metazoa, Chordata, Mammalia, Afrosoricida, Tenrecidae. Gene Ontology annotation, cellular component: cytoplasm. Gene Ontology annotation, molecular function: zinc ion binding; ubiquitin conjugating enzyme binding; ubiquitin protein ligase activity. The transcript has 2 exons. The coding region runs from base 381 to 1229 and encodes 282 amino acids. The record is from RefSeq and is a predicted model, not a curated record.